Molecule: messenger RNA, 516 nt
Organism: Penicillium antarcticum
Lineage: Eukaryota; Fungi; Ascomycota; Eurotiomycetes; Eurotiales; Aspergillaceae
Exons: 2
Coding region: 1-516 (171 amino acids)
Source: RefSeq, a predicted model, not a curated record
AUGAUCGCGCUUUUAAGCUCUACCGCGUCGUUAUGCAGCGUAUCGCCUACUGGCAAGUUCGGUUUCUAUAUCACCACCUACGCAGGGAACCUACCCCAGUUCGUGGCAUGGGAAGAUAGCUGGGAGGCAUUCUUCGCCAAGACUAUGAGACAGGCGCUUGAUCUAGAGGUAGAAAGGAAAGGGCCUAGUGAAGAGCUCGAUACCCUCUCCCAUUCUUUGUUCGGAAAAGUCAUCCCGAGGCUCCUAGGGCCUCUCGAGAGUGACGGCCGAAUAGUGAAACCGUCACUUAUUCAUGGAGACCUGUGGUACGCAAAUGCAGGGAUUGAUGUCGACAACGACCGGCCUCUUGUCUUUGAUGCGUGCUGCUUCUUUGCGCACAACGAAUAUGAGUUUGGCCAGUGGCGACCAGCUUGCAAUAGGUUUGGGGAUGAGUAUGUUGCCGCCUACAGCACAUUCACUCAGAUCUCCCCGCCGGAAGAGGAUUUUGAAGGCCGUUUAGACCUCUAUAGGCUGUGA